CCGAGAGGUCUCGCCUUCCAUUUUCGCCUCGAGGGGGGUCCAUAGAUGGUGGUCAGCAGAUCUCGAGCUCUCCUACUUUUUAUGGUGACCAGGUGGGGGCGAUCCUUGCAAUUUGUUUUUGAAGAAGAUAGUUGGAUCUGUCAAAGUCACAUCGCCAUGCCUUCCGCCACCAUGACCGCUCAAGAAGUUCGUGCAGUGUGGACGUCCGAAAAGGGGUCAAUGGCCAACCAGACGGCCGAAACCCGUUGGGCCAAAAUAAUUCAGGGUACCAUCGACGACGUUGGCGAAACAGCCGCCGCGGAGGAUGUUGACAGCCAGAAGAGGGCGGAGAGUAUUGCCAUUCAGAUUGCCCUGAAGGGCAUUAAGAAAGGAAUAGAACAGAACAAGCCCCUGACGCCCCUGCAAGACGACGGCAAGCUCGACAUUCAAGAGUGGAACAAGCAGCUGGCUGCAAUUGGCAAUUGCAGCUGGAAACACUGCCCUUGGCUCUUUGGAGAGUGCUACAUGUACAGAAGCAUCCAGAGGAUCCUGAACUCCUCGAAACACUGGCAGAAUUAUGAUAUUUUCAAACGCCAGAAAGACUCUACCUUUGUCAAGUCGAGGGCCGCAGUCGAGGAGCUCACUAGCCGUUAUAUGCAGAUCGUUGCCAAUACUCAACUGGCCCAAGACGAGAGCAAGGAGGAGGCCAAAAAAUUGCUUUUCAUCGAGAUGACCGAGAUUGCCCUGUGGGGAAACGCCACAGACCUGUCACUCCUCGCUAACCUGACCCUGGAGGAUUUGCAAAAUCUACAGGGCCGCGAGGCCAUCCAGAAGAGCCAGCAGAAUAUUGUUGACAACGACACUGACGACGUCUGGGCCUAUCUUCAGCGCACUUCCGGUCAGGCUAGUCGCCAAAUUGAUAUUGUCCUGGACAACGCUGGUUUCGAGUUCUUCACUGAUCUGCUCUAUGCCGCUUAUCUCUUGGACGCCGGCAUUGCUACCUCUGUCAGACUGCACACCAAGGAGUUCCCAUGGUUCGUCAGUGAUGUCAUAUCCGAAGAUGUCGAAUCGCUGUUCGAGCAUCUCGAUUCUUCCGAAUGUUUCCCAAGUCGCGAGUAUAUCGACCAACUCAUCCCGAGACUCCGCAAGUUCUUCCAGUCGGGAGCCAUCACGACCACGAGCGACUCCUUCUGGACAACGCCAUACUCAUUCCACGAGAUGCCGGUUAAGGCACCGGCACUCUUCAAGGAGCUCCAGAACAGCUACCUGGUCAUCUUUAAGGGCGACCUCAACUACCGCAAACUGACCAGAGAUGGGCUGUGGCCUCACACCACCACAUACGAGGAGGCUUUGGGUCCCCUAGGCAAGCAGAGCGGCGUCAAAAUCUUGUCCCUUCGCACGAACAAGUCCGACGUUUGCGUUGGCGUCCCAACCCAGAGCAAGGUGGAUGAAUUAAAUGAGAAGGCGCCCGGUGGUGCUUGGAUCCAGAACGGAAAGUAUGCCGUGGUAUCGUUUAAUGAGGGUCUGUGAUUUCCUUUGUCGCAUAGAUAAAUGCCCUUUACUUUUGAUCUGGGCGUUCUUUUUUGAUGUGGGCGUUGUGGAACGGGCUAAGUCAUCGUCCAUUCUUCUUUUAGAGAAUUGAUUAUCCAAGUCGUCGGCCAUGCAUGCGUCGCUUCCAUAUCUCGUAGUAGUCUAAUUACUCCAGCCCUUUCUGCCGAAUCUGUCAUCAAA
Messenger RNA from Penicillium brasilianum, 1710 nucleotides. The record is from the annotation of a GenBank genome assembly. Lineage: Eukaryota; Fungi; Ascomycota; Eurotiomycetes; Eurotiales; Aspergillaceae.